Messenger RNA from Australozyma saopauloensis, 2244 nucleotides. RefSeq lists its product as uncharacterized. NCBI's taxonomy places the organism in Eukaryota, Fungi, Ascomycota, Pichiomycetes, Serinales, Metschnikowiaceae. The record is from RefSeq and is a predicted model, not a curated record. The transcript has a single exon. Bases 1 to 2244 code for a protein of 747 amino acids. Gene Ontology annotation, molecular function: protein binding.
AUGAACGACGAUGACAUCAUAAUUGCAAUUGAGGAGCGGCGGUUCGCUCUGGCCAAACGCGAAUUGGACAGAAAACUAAAACGCUUCCCCACGAAAUCCUUCUACAAGGCUGCAUCGGCCUUCUGUGCCUUUACUAUGGGCGACGCCGUUAAAGCCACCGAUGACGCUACCGCUCUUGCCAAAACCAUUCCGAGCGAUCCCCGCACAUUGAAGCUCUUGAAGACCAUUUUCGAAGGUGUUGGCAAACAAAGAGAUGCAAUUGACGUCUACGCGAACGCCGUACGGAAGUACCCCAAUGCGGAAUUACUCGAAACAUGGUACGAUGAUUCGUUCAUGGCCUUUGAUACGCCUCUGAUGCUCAACUCAGCAAAAGCGUUGUAUUUGUUCUCGAAAUCUUCCGCUGAUUACGUCAGCAAGUUCGCCAUGGCUCAGCUCAUAGCUGGCGGUUCCGCCGAAGAUAUUUCGCUUGCAGUUCUGGCAUUGCACGACUGUGACUUGGAGAGGGAUAGUCACUUCUACUUUUUGGUGGGCCUGUUGCACAGUCAAUUGGAUGAGCAUUCCAAGGUCAUUGCGUUGCUCAACCCCUAUCUGCCCAGAAACCUUGACUUGACAAUUCUCUAUCUCGACUCCUUGAAAAAGAACCUGGACUGGCAGGACCUCUUCGAAGAGUGCUCUCGUCUCAUCUUCGAGCAGAAUUUCGAUGAUUACGAUAGCUGGAAGCUUUUGGUCACUGCCGCGUUCAAAUUGGGUAAACCAAAAGAUGAGCUUGCCAGUCUUAUAACCCAAUCCUCUCGUAAUGCACUCCUUGCAACCAUAUACAUGAAUGUGACAUAUGGAGAUGAUCCAUUGGAGUCGAUUGAAGCUUAUUAUGAAGCCUUCAAGACAAAGCCUUGUUGCUUCGCAGACUUGAGCGCCUUCGAAUUACCCGAGAAGUUCGUUCAAGUAUUGAUGAAUAAACGCGAUCUUUUCAAAAAUCACUCCAAACUCACUGAGGAAGAUAUCGCUGAGUACAGAAACCUUGAGGUAUAUUGUUCUCAGGUGAAAGCAGAUCCCUUGCAAACCUCAAUUGAAUCCAACCUUGAACUCUCUGAUUUCGCCUUGAGGGAUAUUGUGCAAUCACUCAAUACUAAAGUGGCUUCACCUGGCUUAAUUAAAUAUGUCAUGUGUUUAGAAAGUCUUUCGCAAAAGGAUCCAGAAAAUUUCUGGUUCAAGAGCUGGCUAUUGAACUUGUACAACAUGUUGGGUAUAUCGCCUCUCGUUUCGGCGAACUACAAAGAUCUCAAAAUUAAAAUGAUCCAACACGAUACGAUUUCCUAUAAACUUUCAUUGGAUCCCUCUCUAGCCAAUCUUAAACAGCUCAUUGAUAUUUAUAGGUUCUAUCUUACCAGUGACGCCGAAGUCAACCAUUUCUUGAGCAAAGCAAAGGCUGAGGGCCUUUACACGCAAAUCAAGGAUCUCUAUCAGUUUGGCCAGAAGUUGCAGUUCUCGCUUUCCAAACAUUUGUUAAUCGCCAAAAUUCUUAAAAUGUCGCGGAUGCUCAAUAACGACAAUUACUCCUAUUUUGUGAACAUCAUCAACACAAAUAAAUGGAAAUACUUGAGCGAUAAUUUCGAGACAUUCGACAACAGAGAUUUCGAAGUUGACUACAAUUUUCAAUUUAAGAUUGCUCGCCUGGAACUCUUUGCUGGCGAGAUGAGUCAAACAACAAAAUAUGUCCAGCUCCUUUACGCAAAAGAGCUACUUUUGUCAUCCAACGAUGAAGACCUUAACUUGAAAUUAGUCAAAUUAUUUGAGAAAUGGCUCAGCCAAAAAUCAUACCGCUCCACGUUGUCUGACCUAGAACUUCAGGUCUUGAAAAUCCAUUUGGCUUUGUUCAAAGUAUGCAAGAUUGCUCCUACAAAGGACAGAACGGACCAGUUGAACUUCUUGGUGAAGCAACUAGACUUCGGUAAGUUCAAGAAGUCUUUCCUCGACCAGGCUGAUCCCUUGUCUAAACGCUACAGGGAAACGAUUACAGAAUUGGUCGAAUUGAAAAGAAAUUCAAGAGCUCUUUGCAAAGAAUCUCGUGUGGUCAGCGCUGUUAAGCAGUUCAAGACAGAUUUGAGGGGUUUUCUUGAAGAAGACACACCAAAGAAGGCAUUGAAGGAGAUCAAAACAUCCUUCGACAAAACCCAUCUUGGUGAAAGCUUUGUUGAGCAGCAAUUCAAGCGUAUUGAAGACUCAUUGCACACUUUUGACGUCUAA